This is a messenger RNA of Polistes canadensis, 5082 nucleotides long. RefSeq names its product leucine-rich repeat-containing protein 15. The transcript is spliced from 8 exons. Gene Ontology annotation, molecular function: protein binding. Gene Ontology annotation, cellular component: plasma membrane. NCBI's taxonomy places the organism in Eukaryota, Metazoa, Arthropoda, Insecta, Hymenoptera, Vespidae. The coding region runs from base 1522 to 2991 and encodes 489 amino acids. The record is from RefSeq and is a predicted model, not a curated record.
CUGUGAGCGCCGUUCGUUGUGGUCCCAUGAUUCCACGAGGCGGAAGCUGUUUAUUAACGUGAGGUAAUGAUGAUGAUGCCAGAACGACGACGAACACUCAGGUCACCGACAACGCAGAAGCCAACGGAACCGAUACCAAACGACAUCUUAUAUUCGAGAGCCAGGCAUACUUGCUUAGUUAUUAAUGUGUGUGUUCAUUAAAAUUAAUUCUUUCAAUAAAAAAAAAUUUUGAAAGAGUGACAGAAAAAAGGAGAGAGAGUAAAAAGGAAAAGUGAGAAAGAGAAGUAAAAGAAGAAGAAAAAAGAGGAACUCUAACACGAAGAGGUGUCAAAGAAAAGAAAUGAAAAACUUGAAGAAUCAAAACCUUCCUACUAAUUGAAAGUUUCGAUUAAAGGGACAACUAAAGGACAUCAGAAGGUAUAAGUGGACACGGAACUCCACAAAGGACAUGUGCAAUCUCUAUUAAAUUCAAAUUAAUUUCCAACGAAGUAAACUUUUAUCGAUAUCUACGAAACGUUAACGACCUACGUCGUUUACAAGCUCUCAUCAAGAAUUCCUCGCUUUUCGGUUUGUUAUUACGACGUAGUUACAGCUAUUUGUGGCUUUUUCCCAAAACGAAAUUCACUAACUGCAAUUAGAACGAAAUUUUGGUGCUACGUUUUACGGGUAUUCUCGUUAGAAUACGAAUUUUCUGCGGAGAAUGAUAUUUUUUGUAAAGAGAAAGUGAAAAUAAUUUUGUUUUGCUUAUAUGUUUUUUUAUCGAUUUUUUUAAUUUAUAUUUUUCGUUAAAGAAUUGAGGGAAAGAAAAAUUCAAGUACAAUCUUUGAGCUUUUUUUUACUGACGUAUCAAUCUUUGUGUUUGUCAAAGUGGAUGCUCCAUUGAUCAUCAACCAAUCGAUAAAUCAUAUUGCAACGAAUGAAUUUAAUCUCUGAUAGAGAAUUAAUAAGGCGUUCAAUUAGUUUGCGGCUGCUUUCUUAUGCUGUGUUAUCGCGAGAGUGUAGGUGUGUGUGUGUGUGUGUGUGUAUACGUGUAAUAUGUGAUAUGUGAUGUCAAUUAGAUUAAUCGUUCGUUUAUCGUGAAAAGGAUUGAGUAACUCGUAUAAUAUGACAUACGAAGUUAUGUCUGUCAAUGAUUUGACUUGAUCUUCUCGUUCUCGUGAUAUUCAUAGUUACUUUGAGUGAUUUAUAUUUCGAAUGAAAUUUUUAAAAAAAUUGAAAGAUAUUUGUUUUUUUCCAAUGGAUCGUCUUGGUGUACCGGUACACCGUAGAAGAGCAAACAAUGAGCAUGAGAAGAACAGAAGCUAAGUAGCAGGCUAUAGGUACGGGAAUAGGACGAGAAAGCAACGAAUAAAAAGAAAUAUAAGGAACAAAGAGUCGGAAUAGAAAGUAGACGGACGAAGGAGAAGAAGGAGAAGAAAAAAUAUACGAAGAAAAGAGGAUUUCAAAGUAAAGAAAGAAAGGAAUAGAAAAAGGGAGGAGAGAAGAAGAAAAUAGUGAAGAAAGCAAAUAUACAUCGAAAAUAUGACGACGAGUAGAACUUUCAAAACUACAUGGAGGCUAACGUGGUUUAUUUGCCUGUUAUUGGCCAGCUGUUUAGCGCAAACCUCACCAAUGUGUCCAGAACAACGUGAAAUCUCACCAUGUUCCUGCUCCACGAAAAAGGCUGGUUUGGAUAUAGUUUGCGAGCAGACCGAAUUAACACACAUUUCUAAAGCCAUGAAUACUCUCAAAGGAAAACCAAAUACUGUCAUUUUCUAUUUAAGACUCAGACACAAUAAUUUACCUAAACUUCAAGGCUACAUGUUCCUCGGUCUGGACAUACGUCAUCUUACUAUUCACAAUAGCACUUUGGCUGCAGUUGAAGAAUCCUCCUUGAACUCGAUCGGCAACAAAUUGACACAACUGGACUUCUCACAGAAUUAUUUAGGAACCGUUCCAUCGCUGGCGUUACGAAAUCUUCAUCAUUUACUUAUUUUGAAUCUCAAUCAUAAUAAGAUCAAUGCCAUUCAUGCGAAAGCUUUCGAAGGCCUCGACACACUUGAAAUUCUCACUCUCUACGAAAAUGAGAUAUCUUCGAUAGACGGGGAAGCAUUUAAGGGACUUGAUAAUCGAAAAUUAAAACGCCUCAAUCUAGGAGGGAAUAAAUUAACAAGCAUACCAACAUCUGCUCUUUCCUCGUUGGAUAUGUUGAAGAAGCUGGAGAUGCAAGAAAAUAAAAUACGAUCUAUCCAGGAAGCAGAUUUUCAAGGUUUGAAAAGUUUGGACUCGUUAGGAUUGGCGCACAAUCAGAUUCGAUCUAUACCAGCUCGUGCAUUCUCUGAUUUGUCACAAUUAAAUUCUUUAGAGCUUGACGGAAAUGAGAUAAUCUAUGUCGAUCCAGAUGCAUUUAUUGGCCUUGAAGAAAAUCUACAAUAUUUACGAUUAGGUGAUAACAAUUUACACACGAUACCGAGUGAUGCUCUUAGACGCCUCCAUCGUUUACGUCACCUUGACUUAAGAGCAAACAAUAUAACUGUGCUCCUAGAAGAUGCUUUCACUGGUUACGGAGAUUCAAUAUCUUUUCUCAAUCUUCAGAAAAAUUUAAUUAAGGUACUACCACCGCUGGUAUUUGAAAAUUUAAAUUCCCUGGAAACGCUUAGCCUACAGAAUAAUAAACUCACUCACAUACCCGAGGAAGUGACAGAAACAAUCGUCGACACAUUGCGACAUAUCGACAUAACAGACAACCCGUUGAUAUGCGAUUGUGAGCUUCGUUGGUAUCCAGCCUGGCUUCAAAAUCUUCGCGACAAGGACGACGAAAUAAUGUCAAAGAAGCGUACGGUUUGUAUGAUGCCGUCCGAGCACCGGGAAUAUUCCGUGCAAAAUAUACCCUUAGAAAAAAUGGGCUGCGUCAGAAAGAACGAGGAGAAAAUGCCGUGGAAUGGUAUUGCUGUUUACCGGAACAUCUGUUACGUUAACUUUCUCGCGUUUUUCAUCGUCAUCGGCUUAUAAACCUUUUGUUUAUCUAUCUACCUUCGUCAUUAUAAUUGUGUUUCUUAUUAUUUUUUUUAUUUUUUACCUUACAAGAAGAGAGAUCCGUAUCAUGAGAAAAUCGCUAACUCGAAAAAUACUUUUCUUUUAUUUUUAUUUCAAAUUAAACUAGCAAUCAUUGCUCGUUAAUCAUUUGGCGUGCUAUUUAUUCAUGAUUUAACAUAUAUUGGACAAGUCUUUUAGAUACAUUAAGAUCUCGUUCCAAUCGGAUAGAGACAUCGAAUACGUUGUAUGAAAGAUAGCAAUGAAAGUAUAAGAAAUUUAAGAUGUCGUAUUAACGUAACGGAUGUCGUAGUAACGUUUCUCGUAUUCUAAUAGUAGUUAUACUUUCGAACAGAGUAUUCGUAAGUAACUGCGACAAUCGAUAGUUCUACGAUGACUAGAUCCUUUCACCUACUAAAUUAGUUGAUUUGCAAGAAAUGUAAAGGUUCUAUUCGCAAAAGAUAUGCAGUGGCCCGCGGGGGAGAGAUUAGAGGAAUGAAAAGAAAGUAGACUGAAUUUACACACGGAUUGUUCAAUGUCUUAGAUCAUAGUCGUAAGGUUCUUCAUUUAAUCAACGUAAAUGUUCGAAGAAUCGUCUGAUUAUCGUUCUAUUAAACAAGAAAAAGAAGAGAAAGAGAACGGAAAUUAAUUCCGUCGAUCUCACGGAAGCGAAUCUCGUUUGUUACGAGUGCAUGAGCUUUCAUCACCAAAACGUUACAUAUCAAUAUCGUUGCCAACCAUUUUGUGAAUAUUCUUUAAGGUUGCGAAGCGAAAGGAGAUUAGUAUAAUUAAUAAUAAAAAAGAGGAGAAAAGAAAAAGAAGAAAGAUCCCUUUUUAAAAAAAAUUAAGAAAAAAGAGAAUAUAAUUAACUAAGGGGUCUAACCACUCAGAUCCUUCGAAAAAGGGGUAUAUUCUAAAAAAAUUCAUAAAUUUUUGAAAGUAUAAACUGAAAUAUUUUUAUUUUUUAACACACAGCAAAAUACGGCUUCAGGAAUUAUUAUAGGAAUUAUUUUACAAUUAUCAGGAAUUACAUUAUGCUUAAAUAACUUUUUGACAGAAAUAUUUAAAACUUUCGGCACUGCAGCAAUUUCCACGGAGUCCCUCGGCACGGUAAACACUGAUGCCAAAUCACGAAAACGCCAGAUGAAUAUGAAAAUAUUGUUUAAUUUUGUUGAAAAAAAGUAUUUAAGGGUUUUGGAAAUUGUUAAUUAUGAAUCUUAUAUUAUUUUUCUUAAAAACGAAAUAGCGAACUGGAAAUUGCUGACAUUUUCAUUAAAAAGUGACUAAAUCCUUUUAAAAAUUAGGAUUUGAGGAUUGUUUAGAUAGCUGAUUAUGAAUCUGCUACUUUUUGUUGUUGAAAGACAUAAUAGCGGACUUUAAAUCAAAGAUUUUUAAUUUAUUUUUAAUUAAAUUUUUUCAUAAUAUUACACAUAAAAUAAUGGAUAAAGCGUAUGAUCAUUACAAAUACGGUUGUGCAUUACCAUAGAAUAUCGUGAAUAAAAGCUACAUUUUUAUCUAUUUAAACUCAAAUAAAGCGCUCUAACUCGUACUUUUCAUAUACUUAGAGCCCUUAGAAUAAAUAUUUUUCAUACCGCAUCGGCGAAAAAUACGUAGCAAUAUACUCUCCAUUAGCAACUACAUUUAUUCUUAAUGUAAAUUUUUAAAAACAUAAUUCACUUAUACUUACUGUCAAGCGAAGAUUCUUUAUUUAUAUGUUUGAAUCGGAAAAAUAUUAACUGCAUUAUGCGCGUUUAAAGACACCAUAACUUUCGAUGCACAGUGAAUCACAAAUGCAAUGCCCUCGACGUUUACGUUUCAAUCGAUAAUUUACAGGUGUGCAUUAGCUUACUUAUCCAUAUCAAAUGGUUGAUAAAAACGCUACAGGGUCUGUAAAACAUAUUCCAUGGGUUGAAAGACCGAAAAUAAUAUUUAUUCUUUUUAUUUUACACGCGUGUUCGGGAUUUAAAAUUAGUGUACGACACGUAUCUGAAAAGAAUCAACUUAUUUGCAGACAAUGUCGCUUCAAUACAGCGUACAAAUUUUUUUUUAACCGUUAGGGAAUUUAUGAAA